Messenger RNA from Rubroshorea leprosula, 2920 nucleotides. The record is from the annotation of a GenBank genome assembly. Lineage: Eukaryota; Viridiplantae; Streptophyta; Magnoliopsida; Malvales; Dipterocarpaceae.
GUGUUCAUCCUUAAGAAAAUGGGAAGCUUAAUAUGGUUUUCCCAAAUCCUCUGCCUGUCCUUCAUUUUGUUACAGUUUCGAGUCCAAAGCUCCUCACCUUCUCAAUCUUCUCUUAAUUCACUGCCACAUUUGUGCCAUCCUGAAGAGCAUUCUGCAUUGCUUGAUUUCAAAAGCACCACGGUGAUGAUGUAUUACCCUUAUUGUUUUCCUCGUCCUAUAAUACAAACUUGGAACGAGAGUAAAGACUGCUGCUUGUGGGAGGGCAUCACAUGCGACAAGCGGAAAGGUCACGUGAUUGGCCUUGAUCUUAGCAGUAAUUGUCUUAAAGCCAAUCUAACCACAAAUAGUAGUCUCUUCUUCCUUGAGAAAUUGCAGAGUCUCGACCUUUCUGGCAAUUAUUUUCAUUAUCCUAACAUCUCAUUUGGGUUCGACCGUUGGAAGAGUUUAACAUAUCUUAAUCUUUCAGAUUCAGGACAGAUGGAUGGCUCUCUCCUGUUUGAUGAAAUCUUCUUGCCACCAAAAUUGGUUUCGCUCGAUCUCUCUCAUAAUUAUUAUUUGCUUCUUGACAAUAUAAAGUUUCAAAUGCUUGUGCAUAACUUAACAGAAUUAAGGUUUCUUAUCCUUGAUUCUGUGAAUAUGUCUCUGGUUGUGCCUUCUUCCUUGCUAAACUUGACUUCUUCCUUGGAGCAUUUGAGCCUUCGCUAUUGUAAUUUGCAAGGAAACUUUCCGAGCCAAGUUUUUCAGUUGAAGAAAUUGGUCUCACUUGAUCUCUCUGAUAAUGAUGAUUUGCUUCUUGACAACAUGAAGUUUCAAAUGCUUGUGCAUAACUUAACAGAAUUAAGGUUUCUUAUCCUUGAUUCUGUGAAUAUGUCUCUGGUUGUGCCUUCUUCGUUGCUAAACUUGACUUCUUCCUUGGAGCAUUUGAGCCUUCGCUCUUGUAAUUUGCAAGGAAACUUUCCAAGCCAAGUUUUUCAGCUGAAAAAAUUGGUCUCACUCGAUCUCUCCUAUAAUUAUGAUUUGCUUGUUGAUAACAUAAAGUUUCAAAUGCUUGUGCAUAACUUAACAGAAUUAAGGUUUCUUAGCCUUGAUUUUGUGAAUAUGUCUCUGGUUGUGCCUUCUUCCUUACUAAACUUGACUUCUUCCUUGGAGCAUUUGAGCCUUUGCUCUUGUAAUUUGCAAGGAAACUUUCCAAGCCAAGUUUUUCAGCUUUCAUCUCUCCAGUUUCUUGAUUUAAGCGACAACUCUCAUUUAAGAGGUAAUUUGCAUAAGUCAAGCCCAAGUAGUACCCUCGAGUAUCUGAAUCUUGAUUGUUGCCAAUUUUAUGGAUCAAUUCCAGAUGUUUUGGGAAAAAUGCAAAAGCUAACUCAUUUGAGCCUUUUUGCUAAUAGUUUUGAUGGUGAAAUUCCUAGCUCUUUCUUUCAUCUUGUGAAUCUUGCCGUGGUCGAUCUUUCUUCAAAUAAUUUAAGUGGCACCAUUACAGCCAACAUGCUUUCAAAACUUGUUAACCUUCAGGAUCUGGAUCUUUCCAAUAACAAUUUGUUGUCUUUGAGCAAUAAUAGCACUGGUGUCAACUAUUCCUUUCCGAACCUCUGGUAUAUAAAAUUCUCUUCUUGCAACAUACACAAGUUCCCAAGUUUCUUAAGGAAGGCAGAGAGAUUGGAAGUAUUGGAUAUUUCCAAGAACAAGAUUUCUGGUCAAAUUCACAAAUGGGAAAUUGAAGGGAUGUCAUUGGUCAGUUUAAACCUUUCUUAUAACUUUUUGACCGGUAUAGAUUUGUUUGCUUUUGAAAAUCUUGCCCAAGUUGACCUCAGUUCCAACUUACUACAAGGAUCACUUCCCAUUCUAUCAACAACUUGGGGUUUUAUGCAUCUCGUCAUUUCAGGGAAUAAUUUGAUUGGCGAAAUCCCUUCUUCUUAUUGCAAUUUGACUUUUCUUAAUGUUCUAAUCUUAGCUAAUAAUAAUUUGGGAGGAAAAAUUCCAGAAUGUCUUGGAAACUUGAGUUAUCUCUCCAUCUUGGAUUUGCGGAUGAAUAAGUUUCAUGGUAUAAUACCAAAUUCUUUUGUCAACGAGAGUCAACUAAUAACUCUUAACCUAAAUGGCAACCAGUUGGAGGGGAUAUUGCCACGGACUUUGGGCUAUUGCAGAUUCUUACGAGUUCUUGAUGUGGGGAACAAUUACUUGAAUGACACCUUUCCACAUUGGUUAGGUGUUCUUUCAGGGCUAAAAGUUCUCAUCCUUCGAUCCAAUCGAUUUCAUGGUGCCAUUUACAACUCUACACCUGCAUUUUACUUCCCUGGGUUGAGAAUCAUUGAUGUCUCGCAUAAUGACUUCACGGGUCUCCUGCCGAGUAGCUAUUUCAAAAAUUUGACAAGUAUGAGAGAUGUACAUGAAGAGGAAGGUGAAUUGGACUAUAUGGGUGCACAGUUUUUUGCCAGGAUUUCAAGGCAUACUAAUCCCCAUUACUAUGAUUCUGUGAUGGUAAUACUGAAAGGUUCAUACGUGGAGCUGACGAGAAUCCCGAUGGCUUUCUCAACUAUUGAUUUCUCAAUCACUAUUGGAGCUGAUGCAGUAAUCUCAGCACUCAGCCUUCUAGGUCAGUUUGCAAAAUGAUGUGCAGCUCAUUUCAUAAUAGAUUGUGACAAUUAUUGAUUCUUUUGUGGAUCUUCCAUUGUCAUUUAGUCAUUUUCCAUUAUGGUGGUGUCUCAUUGACUACUAUCUUUACCAGCAAAGAACUCAUUAACUAAAUUUAGUCUCAUCUUGUUAGAUUUUCAGAAGAUUAGGUGCAGGUCCUUGCUGGGAGUCAUUUUGUCAAAACUUAUAUACGCAAUGUGUUUUCCUAUUGCUUCUUCUAAAAUGAUAUGAUGGAGUGAACCAACUACUAACUGAAAUUUGAAAGUUAGGAUAAAUUUGAGUGAAGGCA